Messenger RNA from Labeo rohita (rohu), 356 nucleotides. RefSeq names its product translocon-associated protein subunit beta-like. The record is from RefSeq and is a predicted model, not a curated record. Gene Ontology annotation, cellular component: endoplasmic reticulum. The coding region runs from base 84 to 356 and encodes 90 amino acids. Lineage: Eukaryota; Metazoa; Chordata; Actinopteri; Cypriniformes; Cyprinidae. The transcript is spliced from 3 exons.
CGUCAUGCUAGCGGAAGACUAAAAUCAUCUGCGCGUGCGUUCAACUGUCUUCGUAAUUUUGGGGUUCAAACCAGCGGACGAAGAUGAGGCUGCUCUGUAUAUUUGCUCUGGUUGCUGUAGUGGGUCUGGUGGCAGGAGAAGAAGGAGCUCGUCUGUUAGCCUCCAAGUCCCUGCUGAACCGAUAUGCUGUAGAGGGACGAGACCUUACCCUGCAGUACAACAUCUACAACGUGGGCACCAGUGCUGCCCUGGAGGUUGAGCUGUCUGAUGACUCGUUCCCCCCUGAAGAUUUCGGCAUUGUCUCCGGAAUGCUUAAUGUGAAAUGGGAUCGUAUUGCUCCGUAUCCUUCUCAAUAA